AUGGAUGAAGAAGGUCGUCUGAAAAAUGUAUUCUGGGCGGAUGCGAGGUCUAUAGCGGCUUAUGAAGCUUUUGGUGAUGUAAUUUCCUUUGAUACAACAUACUUGACGAAUAAAUAUGACAUGCCAUUUGCUCCGUUUGUCGGUGUAAAUCAUCAUGGGCAGACGGUGUCCGACAUUCUCAAGGGGAAGGAAGGUGUAUUUAGAAAGCAAGUGGUAUACAAUGUCCACACUAACGAGGAAGAAUUUGACAUUAAAUGCUCGUGUCAGUUGUUUGAGUUCAAGGGGAUUAUUUGUAGGCACAUUUGCAAGGUGCUUAUUGAAAAGAAUGUGAAAGACAUUCCUUCCAGGUAUAUUUUACCACGAUGGAGGAAAGACAUCAAACGCAUGCAUACAUAUGUACAAAACUGCUACGAUGACCCACAAACAAGUGAGGAGAAACUGCGGUACAAUAAAUUGUGCUCUCAUUUUUCUAAAGCCGCAGAACUUGGAGCGGAGUCAAAUGACAAAUACAACUUGUUGAUGAAAUAUGUGGAUGAGGUAAUUGAGAAGUUGAAUGACAACACAACUUGCAAGGAAAAUUUUACACCUACGUUGUCGGAGGCGACUAUUGUGCCACACCAACAAUUUCUUACUCCUUUGAAGGUGCGGAGUAAGGGUCGUCCACCAUCAAAGAGGAAGAAGUCGAAAGUUGAAGAAAUAAUAAUUAGAAACAAGAAAAAGGUGAAUUCAAAUUCUAUAUCGAUCAAUCUGGACAAGCAUCAUAGUUCUUCUCUAGGUUUUACAAGCCAUCCCAAUGAUUUUUGA
Messenger RNA from Dioscorea cayenensis subsp. rotundata (Guinea yam), 804 nucleotides. RefSeq names its product protein FAR1-RELATED SEQUENCE 3-like. The transcript is spliced from 3 exons. Lineage: Eukaryota; Viridiplantae; Streptophyta; Magnoliopsida; Dioscoreales; Dioscoreaceae. Gene Ontology annotation, molecular function: zinc ion binding. The record is from RefSeq and is a predicted model, not a curated record. Bases 1 to 804 code for a protein of 267 amino acids. Gene Ontology annotation, biological process: regulation of DNA-templated transcription.